GGCGUGGCAGCGGGGAAGGCCGAUUUAGGUCUUUCGGGCCCUGUCAUGGCGCCGCCAUGUCUCUUCUUCCGACCACAGGCUGUCAUGGCGGCUCCCUGAGAAACCACUUCCGGACCCAGCUUUCUCGGUUGCCCUGGUGCUUCCUACUGCCAGGUCUACCAUGGCGGCGAUUAGGGUUCACCGGAAGUAAUACAUCGGAAGUGAGGCGGUGCCUUUGCCCGGAAACGAGCGCGGCUCUGGGAAAGAUGGCGGCGGUGGGCAACACGGUGCCCUGCGGGGCCGGGUCUUGUGGGGCCCGGCCCGAUGGGCAGCCCAAACCCGGGCUGCAGCCGCGCGCACUCCUUGCUGCCGGGCCAGCGCUCAUAGCAAGCGGCGACGAGCUGGUUGCCGCUGUGUGGCCAUACCGGCGGCUCGCUCUGCUGCGGCGCCUCACCGUGCUGCCGUUCGCGGGGCUGCUGUACCCAGCGUGGCUGGGCGCUGCGGCCGCCGGUUGCUGGGGCUGGGGCAGUAGCUGGGCUCAGAUCCCCGAAGCCGCGCUGCUUGUGCUCGCCACUAUCUGCCUCGCGCACGCGCUCACCGUUCUCUCGGGGCAUUGGUCCGUGCACGCGCACUGCGCGCUCACCUGCACCCCGGAAUACAACCCUAGCAAAGCGACCUUCGUAAAGGUGGUACCGACCCCCAACAAUGGCUCCACCGAGCUCGUGGCCCUGCAUCGUGAUGAGGGUGAAGAUGGGCUUGAGGUGCUGUCCUUCGAAUUCCAAAAGAUCAAGUAUUCCUAUGAUGCCCUUGAGAAAAAGCAAUUUCUCCCUGUGGCCUUUCCCGUGGGAAACACCUUCUCAUAUUACCAGAGCAACAGAGGGUUCCAGGAAGACACAGAGAUCCGAGCAGCUGAGAAGAAAUUUGGGAGCAACAAGGCUGAGAUGGUGGUGCCUGACUUCUCUGAGCUUUUCAAGGAGAGAGCCACAGCCCCUUUCUUCGUGUUUCAGGUGUUCUGUGUGGGGCUGUGGUGUCUGGAUGAGUACUGGUACUACAGUGUCUUCACACUCUCCAUGCUGGUGGCUUUUGAGGCCUCCUUGGUGCAGCAACAGAUGCGGAACAUGUCAGAGAUCCGGAAGAUGGGCAACAAACCCCACAUGAUUCAGGUCUACCGAAGCCGCAAGUGGAGGCCCAUUGCCAGUGAUGAGAUUGUUCCUGGGGACAUUGUCUCCAUUGGCCGCUCCCCCCAGGAAAACCUAGUGCCCUGUGAUGUGCUGCUGCUGCGGGGUCGCUGCAUUGUGGAUGAAGCCAUGCUCACAGGGGAGUCGGUGCCACAAAUGAAGGAGCCAAUUGAAGACCUUAACCCAGACCGGGUACUGGACCUCCAGGCUGACUCCCGACUCCAUGUCAUCUUUGGGGGCACCAAGGUGGUACAACACAUCCCCCCACAGAAGGCCACCACAGGCCUAAAGCCGGUUGACAAUGGGUGUGUGGCCUAUGUCCUGCGUACUGGAUUCAACACUUCCCAGGGCAAGCUUCUGCGCACAAUUCUCUUUGGGGUCAAGAGGGUGACUGCAAACAACCUGGAGACCUUCAUUUUCAUCCUUUUCCUCCUGGUCUUUGCCAUUGCAGCGGCUGCCUAUGUGUGGAUUGAAGGCACCAAGGACCCAAGCCGGAACCGCUACAAGCUGUUUCUGGAGUGCACCUUGAUCCUCACCUCGGUUGUGCCCCCCGAGCUGCCCAUCGAGCUGUCCCUAGCUGUCAACACCUCCCUUAUUGCCCUGGCCAAGCUCUACAUGUACUGCACCGAGCCCUUCCGGAUCCCCUUUGCGGGCAAGGUCGAGGUGUGCUGCUUUGACAAGACAGGAACCUUGACCAGUGACAGCUUAGUGGUGCGUGGUGUGGCUGGGCUCAGAGACGGGAAGGAGGUGACCCCAGUGUCCAGCAUCCCUGUGGAAACACAUCGGGCCCUGGCCUCAUGCCACUCCCUUAUGCAGCUUGAUGAUGGCACCCUUGUGGGUGACCCCCUUGAGAAGGCCAUGCUCACAGCUGUGGACUGGACACUAACCAAAGAUGAGAAAGUAUUCCCCCGAAGUAUUAAAACUCAGGGGCUGAAAAUUCACCAGCGCUUUCAUUUUGCCAGUGCCCUAAAGCGAAUGUCCGUGCUCGCCUCCUAUGAGAAGCUCGGCUCCACUGACCUCUGCUACAUCGCGGCUGUGAAGGGGGCCCCCGAAACCCUGCACUCCAUGUUUUCCCAGUGCCCGCCUGACUACCACCACAUUCACACUGAGAUCUCACGAGAAGGAGCCCGCGUCCUCGCACUGGGGUACAAGGAGCUAGGGCACCUCACCCACCAGCAGGCCCGGGAGGUCAAGCGUGAGGCACUGGAGUGCAGCCUCAAGUUUGUUGGUUUCAUCGUGGUAUCCUGCCCUCUCAAGGCUGACUCCAAGGCUGUCAUUCGAGAGAUUCAGAAUGCAUCACACCGGGUGGUCAUGAUCACAGGCGACAACCCACUCACUGCCUGCCACGUGGCCCAGGAGUUGCACUUCAUUGAAAAGGCCCACACGCUCAUCCUGCAACCUCCCUCAGAGAAAGGCCAAAUGUGCGAGUGGCGUUCCAUUGACGGCAGCAUCGUGCUGCCCCUGACCCCGGGCUCCCCAAAGGCACUGACCCUGGAGCAUGCACUGUGCCUCACAGGCGACGGCCUGGCGCACCUGCAGGCCACCGACCCCCAGCAACUGCUUCACCUCAUCCCCCAUGUACAGGUGUUUGCCCGUGUGGCCCCCAAACAGAAGGAAUUUGUCAUCACCAGCCUGAAGGAGCUGGGCUAUGUGACCCUCAUGUGUGGGGAUGGCACUAACGACGUUGGCGCCCUGAAGCACGCCGAUGUGGGUGUAGCACUCCUGGCCAAUGCCCCCGAACGGGUCGUUGAACGGCGACGGCGGCCCCGGGACAGCCCAGUUCUGAACAACAGUGGUAUCAGGACCACCUCCAGGACGGCCAAGCAGAGGUCAGGGCUUCUGCCCCCUGAAGAACCACCAGCUUCACAAAGGGACCGCCUAAGCCAGGUGCUGCGGGACCUCGAGGAUGAAAGUACGCCUAUUGUGAAGUUGGGGGAUGCCAGCAUCGCGGCACCCUUCACCUCUAAGCUCUCGUCCAUCCAAUGCAUCUGCCAUGUGAUCAAGCAAGGCCGGUGCACAUUGGUGACCACACUGCAGAUGUUCAAGAUUCUGGCACUCAAUGCUCUCAUCCUGGCCUAUAGCCAAAGUGUGCUGUAUCUUGAGGGUGUCAAGUUCAGCGACUUCCAGGCCACACUGCAGGGGCUGCUACUGGCUGGCUGCUUCCUCUUCAUCUCUCGUUCAAAGCCCCUCAAGACUCUGUCCCGAGAGCGACCCCUGCCCAAUAUCUUCAACCUCUACACAAUCCUCACGGUCAUGCUCCAGUUCUUUGUGCACUUCCUGAGCCUUGUCUACCUGUACAGUGAGGCCCAGGCCCGGAGCCCUGGGAAGCGGGAGCAGUUCGUAGACCUAUACAAGGAGUUUGAACCAAGCCUAGUCAACAGCACUGUGUACAUCAUGGCCAUGGCCAUGCAAAUGGCCACCUUUGCCAUCAACUAUAAGGGCCCACCCUUCAUGGAAAGCCUGCCUGAGAACAAGCCCCUGGUAUGGAGCCUGGCCGUAUCACUCCUGGCUAUUGUUGGCCUGCUCCUGGGCUCCUCACCUGACUUCAACAGCCAGUUUGGUCUUGUGGACAUCCCUGUGGAGUUCAAGCUCGUCAUCGCCCAGGUCCUGCUUCUGGAUUUCUGCCUGGCGCUCCUGGCUGACCGUGUCCUACAGUUCUUCCUGGGGACCCCGAAGCUGAAAGUGCCUUCCUGAGAUGGCGGUGCUGGUACCCACCGUCUACCCUGGUUGCCACCAGGUGGGAGCCCUGCCAGGGCCCCAGAAGAAAACAGUGUCCCCCACCCCUACCCCCAUGGUGAGGCUUCCUGACCUCACCCUUGGAAGACUGAGCUGGGGCCCCCACAGCCUUCUGCUGGCCUGGCUAGUGGAACCAGCCCCUUUGUUAAAUAAAGCAGCAUCCAGGAUUUUAAGAA
Sciurus carolinensis (gray squirrel) is the source of this 4069-nucleotide messenger RNA. It is a transcript of the gene Atp13a1, whose product is annotated as ATPase 13A1. The record is from RefSeq and is a predicted model, not a curated record. The coding region runs from base 57 to 3851 and encodes 1264 amino acids. NCBI's taxonomy places the organism in Eukaryota, Metazoa, Chordata, Mammalia, Rodentia, Sciuridae. Gene Ontology annotation, biological process: extraction of mislocalized protein from ER membrane; intracellular calcium ion homeostasis. Gene Ontology annotation, cellular component: endoplasmic reticulum membrane. Gene Ontology annotation, molecular function: ATP hydrolysis activity; membrane protein dislocase activity; ATP binding. The transcript is spliced from 26 exons.